CUUGCUGAAGCCUUACAAGCAUCUAAUCCUAGAGUUCCUAUAGACUUGGUAGAAGUUGAUAAGGAGGGUGUUUGCAUACGUUAUUCUCCUUUGGAAACUGCCCAGAUAAGAGGUACCACAAAAGAGGAUAUUGAAGAUUUUUUGGAUUCCCUGAAAUCAAAUUUGAGUGUAUUGGAGGCAACUACCCAGCAGAGAAAGAGGUUCAGGACAAUUGUCUCCUCCCACAACAACCUUCGGUUGAUAGAGCUGAACUCCUGGGCUGGACUCGGUGCAGCCAGCUAUAUUCCUGAAAUGUAUGUUAACAACCAAGGAGACUUCACGGACAAAGAGAAGAUUGAAAUCAACAAUCUGAAUGCAGAGCUGGUUCAUAGGCUCAAAGCACAGGACACAGCAUUCUCCACAGGUCAGUCGAGUGAUGGUAUUAUUUGUGUGAGGUUUGGCCUGAUCACAUCGGAGACAGAUAUUGAUGAGCUGGUCUCCCUUGUGUGCAGCAGUGGCAAGGAAGUGGAGGAGAGUUCUAAGUUUCUAGAAUCUAUGUCAGAGAUGAUCAGGAGAGGAAUUGAGGAAGCUAGCAAGGAGCUAGAAAAAGAGAACACUGAAAAACUGAUGAAUGAGGGUAUUCUGCGCCAAGUACCUGUGGUUAGCUCCCUUCUAAACUGGUUCUCACCAGUGAAGGAUCAGAUCAAGGGGAGAACAUUCAACCUGACUUCUGGGAAGAUCAUUCCAACAACCGACACAUACAAGUAUCACAUGCAAAUCCAGGAGGAUGGCUCCACAACACCAGCUCUUAGAUCGGCCAAGGACCAGAUCCAAAGCAGCGGCCUAAGCAUCUUGAAGAGCACCAACAAGGAGGAUGUGGAGCCCCCUGAAUUACAGAGGCAGUCCAGCAAGACCGCAGGGCAGGUGAAAGCCGAACUGGUUAGCCAGGCGUCUGCUUCCACAACGUCACCUACUCUGCCUACACCACCAGCAUUGUCUCCACAAAGGGAAGCCACUGAUGCCACACAGUUAAAUCCACAUGUGGAUAAUUCUAAGCAAGGAGAAUUAAAUUAUGCAAGCGCAGAAAAUCAGGCAGACCUUAUAGCCAGUUAA
Candidula unifasciata is the source of this 1092-nucleotide messenger RNA. The record is from the annotation of a GenBank genome assembly. NCBI's taxonomy places the organism in Eukaryota, Metazoa, Mollusca, Gastropoda, Stylommatophora, Geomitridae.